This is a messenger RNA of Pectinophora gossypiella (pink bollworm), 6361 nucleotides long. It is a transcript of the gene Mbs, whose product is annotated as protein phosphatase 1 regulatory subunit 12A-like. The record is from RefSeq and is a predicted model, not a curated record. NCBI's taxonomy places the organism in Eukaryota, Metazoa, Arthropoda, Insecta, Lepidoptera, Gelechiidae. The transcript is spliced from 21 exons. Gene Ontology annotation, molecular function: enzyme inhibitor activity; protein kinase binding; phosphatase regulator activity. Gene Ontology annotation, cellular component: cytoplasm. Bases 401 to 3082 code for a protein of 893 amino acids.
GUAGCGCUAGCUUCCUCUUCUUCCCGUCAUUCUCAUUCGCCGUCUAGUUCUAGUUUUCUUUUUACAUUCGUAGCUAGAUUUGUUGGCUGUAAAAUGGUAAAAUUUAUUCUCGUAAUGGCUGCCACGCUAAAUGUGUAGGUUAUUGGUUAUGUCAUGUAUAUAGGAUCGAUGUUCAUAUGUGCAAUCGAAAUAAUUCAACAAGUGUUUCGAACAAUGAUCGCAUGAAAGCAGUUUAGUAUCAAUCUCCCUGGAACGUUUCUUCUUUCAUGUUUCCUUUUAUGGCAAUUAAGUUAUGGACUCGGCGUUUGUGUACUAUAUGUAAUAAAAACAUAAUCUAUGCGACGUGAAAAGUGCGGUCGGAGGUCGAAUUGAGUGCCAAGUGUCGAGUUAGGAAGUAAAAAUGACGGAUACGCGGUCGUCGUCGGCGCUGUUCAAGAGGGCCGAGCAGCUGAAGCGAUGGGAGGAAUCGGACACGAACAAGCAGUCGGCGCUGCCGAAGCGGGCGUCGCGGAUCCAGUUCUCAUCGGGGAUCGUGUUCCUGGCGGCGUGCACAGCCGGUGAUAAGGAUGAGGUGCAGCGCCUGCUGAAGAUGGGCGCCGACAUCAACACCGCCAACGUCGACGGCCUCACCGCCCUGCACCAGGCGUGCAUCGACGACAACCUGGACAUGGUGGAGUUCCUGGUGACGCACGGAGCUGAUGUCAACAGAGGGGACAACGAAGGCUGGACGGCCCUCCAUGCCACCGCUUCCUGUGGCUUCCUAAGCAUAGCCAGGUACCUUCUGGAGAAUGGAGCGGACGUGGGCGCUGUCAACUAUGAUGGGGAACUGCCCAUUGACAUUGCAGAGAGUGACGCUAUGGAGGAACUGUUACAGAAGGCUAUCGAUGACAAAGGCGUCGAUUGUGAGAAGUCGCGUAACGCGGAAGUGGACACGCUGCUGCAAGACGCGAGGAACUGGGCUGCAAACGGGUACGUGGAGGUACGAGACCCCAAGACUGGCGGUACUCCGCUUCACGUCGCCGCGGCCAAGGGAUACAUUGACGUGGCAAAGACCCUUCUAGAAGAAUGCAACGUGGAGCCCGACUGCGUGGACUAUGAAGGCUGGACGCCUCUCCACGCCGCAGCCCUAUGGGGGCAGAAAGAUGCCGCUGCGCUGUUACUCAAGUUUGGCGCUGAUCCGCAUGUCAAGAACUAUUCGGGUCAAACCUGCAUGGACCUGGUGGAUCCGAGCAUAUCGUCGUGGCUGGCGGAGGCGUCGCUGAAGGCGUCCCCGCGGCGCAUGAACAACAACAACAAUAAUAACAAGCGCAAGCGCAGCCCGCCACAACACGACGUCAAACGCGUCGAGCUGCAGAUCACAGGGCAGACAGAGAACGUCGUCAAUGACAAGCCGCCGGCGCCUCCUGAGAUCAUCACGAAGAUCGCGGAGAAGCCCCCGAAGGGCCGAGCGCCGUCCCCGGAGACAGCAGAGCCCGCCGACGGGGUCACGGCUAACGACGAAGCCCCGUCCUGGCGCAGAUCUGCCUCCUUCAGAAACAGACAACCAGAUCCCGCCAGAGACAACAAACCAGCGAACAACGCGGUAGAUAGCGACACCAUACUCAGGAGGACACACAGUUUCGAAAAUGAUAAGACAGUUAAAAAGCGAAACGUAGUGAGUAUGUUGAUAAGUCUGUUCGACAACUCGAAGACGGGGCCCGAGCACGGCCAGAGUGACGACUUCUACCAGCGGUAUCGUGACGUCACUGCAAGGAUCAAAGCCACCUCGUGCCCCUCCAUACCGCCGCUCCCGCAGCCCGCCGCCGCAGACAGAGUAACUCCGGAGAGGAAGGACAGGGAGGCGAACACAUGGACGGCUGGUACCACCACCGCCGCGGCCACCAACCCUACCACCACCACCACACAGACCACCGUCAGGAGCAGCGAGAGCACGGAGUCCAACUCGAACAGUAGCAAUUCCACGCCGAGCGCCACCACGCCCACUAAACUGUCGCCCGGGAAUAUAUUCAAGAACUUCUUCAAGUCCUUUGUCCCCCCGGUGCGGGAUGAGGAGAGCGAGACGCAGAGGAAGGCGCACGCCAAGAGGGUGCGCGAGACCCGGCGCUCCACCCAGGGCGUCACCCUCGACGAGAUCAAGUCCGCCGAGCAACUCGUCAAGAAGAAAGCGGGCAACGACACCGCAGCACCCGCCAGCCCUAAGAAACCCGACGACACCCCUUCGGAAAGUCAGGCGCGGGCGCAGGGCGGCGGCGACGUGGCCGUGACGCUCGCGCUGGCCGCCGCGACCGCGACCGCCACCGCCACCAUCGCGGCCAACUCGGAGCGCCGGCCCUCGUGGCGGCUGCGGCUCGACCCCGCCAACAAGUUCGAGUUGGAGGAUGCGUCGGCGAUGCCACCGCGGACGACGUCGACGUUGUCGACGACGACGACGACGGUGACCAGCGCAGCGGAGACGACGGUCACCAUCCCGCUGCGUCGCCCACCAUCCGGCCCCACCAACACCAGCAUACCGCCCACCCCGGCUAAAGAGGAGCGCACGGCUGGGGAAGAAGAGCGGGAGAGCAGUUCGGAGAGCAAGUCGUCGAGCGUGUCCCCCGCGAGCACGCAGGCCGCCUUGAACGUGAUCCAGCGCAGGCGCAGGCCCAAGCGGCGCUCCACGGGCGUCGGACAUGUCGAUAUGGAUGAUAUCGUGAACGACCGCGGCGGGGGCGGCGAGGGCGACGGCGACACAGAGACCCUACAGUCGGGCAGUGAACGCACGGAGGACGGCGAAGACCGCGACUACAAGGCGCUGUACGAGGCGUCGCAGAGCGAAGUUCGUCGACUGCGCGCGCUCCUGUCCACCUCUGAACAGCAGUUGCGCGAUGCCCGCGCCACCAUCACCAGGCUCACACAAGUGAAUCAGAACUCGUUAUCCGAAAUCGAGAAGCGAGAAAAGAGAGCCAUGGAGCGGAAACUUUCCGAGAUGGAAGAGGAGCUUAAGCAAUUGCAAAAACUAAAAGCGGAGAACGAACGGUUGAGGGCGGAGAAUCGCGCCCUAACCAGGGUCGUGAGCAAACUGACCAACUCUGCCGCUAAAUAGUAUCAGCAGGCGCUACAAGCAGAAAACCAGCGAUUGAAGGACGAGAACGGAGCCCUCAUUCGAGUGAUCAGCAAACUGUCAAAGUGAAUUGAUAUGGUGCCCGUGUGGCGAGCUGACGUCACACUGGCACACUUCUAGUUCACCCCGCCACCCCCGACCAUAGAAUAAACAAUAAUGCUAUGUAUAGAAGGGACACUCGGCCCCGCACCGAUACGAGCUACCUCACCCCACCCCCGAUUUGCGUACCCUCUUCAGCUCGUAAGGAGUAAGGAGCGCGCCCGGAUUGUACGUCUCGCUCGCACACACGGGGUGUAGUGUCUGCUAGAACGAGAUGUCUGUACGGAGCUUCCGCGGUGUGGCAUGCAAACCAUGUGGUUCGAUCAGAACGGCUAGGUGUCACCCGUCUAAACAAGUCACUUAUCUUUUUUCUAGUAUACAUGUAUUAUGUUAACGAAUUAAAGACGUAAUGUUAUACUUAUUACUCUAGUUAUCAAUAUGAAAAAUGUUUGCGUUUUAGUCAGCACGUAUAUGCCCGUGGCGCCAUUUUCAAUUUGAGUCGUUACGGUCUGAGCGCAGAAGCGCUUCUCCAAAUGACAACUGAGUCGAUACAGGACUAAAAUUUUGAGAUCUGAGCCUUCUGCGCCUUAGCCUCUCACUCGCGGCGGUAUACACAUCAAAUAGUUCCUUUAUUGCAUUGUGACUCUAAUCCAGCUUUCUGUUCGGACUACAUCAAGCUCACGUGUUCAUUAAAGCUAUGUAAAAAGAGCUUCCCACGUCUCCGUCCCUUUCUAUCAGCUCUUGUUAGAGCGAGAGCGACGAAGACGUUCGGCCUCCUUCCUUAUACGCUUCCCCUGUAGUCCACAUGGCGAUCGCUGGUCCGAUUGUAGUUUAUUAGUGAAAAUAUCAAUAUGAACAAUCUCUACGAAUGAUUGCAGUACAAAAUCCAUAUGAAUUAUCCUCGUAACCUUGUUGAAAUGAAAUUAUCUAUUUAGAGAAAAAAAAAACAGUUGUUUAUUGUUCUAAGAACACGACAAUGGAGCGGCAUAUAUAUAUUUUAUUAUAUUAUGUUUAAUUUUGACUUAAUUGCAACUUUUAAUGAGUAAAAAUCAACAAUUUGGUCGAAAAUCCAUAGUAAUUUAUUGCUUUGACGCUUAGUCAAAAGUAACUGUUUUGACUAGUCUGAAAAUGCGUUUGUAAUAUACUACAAGCGUAAAGGUAACAAUUUGCGCGCCAGCUUGGUGUCAGUUGUUACAACAUACAUAAAACAUAAACAGUUUAUAUAAGUCCCAGAGCUGAACACAGGUCUGCCCUCAACCAACCCGAUGACGCAUAUUCCAUCACGCUGCUCAACUGAGGGUUGGUUGAGGUGUUUUACGGAUACUAACCAGGACCAACGGCGUAACAUGCCCUCUGUAACACGGAAUCAUCAUACUUUUUCGGCCUGCAAUGUCGUUACCAAACAAAAUACACUGUUCUCACAAAGUGAUUUGGACAAUGUCCCCGUCGGGAAUCGAAUCCGGACCUCCAGAUCGUGAGCCUAACGCUCUAACCACUAGACCACAUAAACAAAAUACGUGUUCAUAAACAAUCGGAAUUGUAUUUAUUUCUGAAAUGGAAUUAUACUUACAUAUUUGAUCAAGCCCCUAUGAACCUAAUACUUUCUCUUUAUUUCUUACUCAUACUAUAAUUGUACAAUGAAAUGCUUUUUCAAUCUGAAUCACUUUGUUAACGAAUACUAUCUUUAAAAAUACUUGCAAUUUCAAAUUCAGUCUUGUAUAUAUUCCGAUGAGUCUGAUAUUACAACCUCCUACUUCUAUAAAAUAAUAUCACUCGUUUCUAAUGUAAUAAUUGUAAUGACUGUCGUCUAAAAAGCUACAUAAAAAAAUAAGCUUGGAAUAGAAGCCAGUCUAAGCUGGCCGAAAAUAUAUCAACUUUUUCUUUUUAAUUUAUUUUCGAAUUUGAAUUACGAAUUAAGUACUUCAACUGUUUUCUGUUCUUGCCUGACGAGUUAAGUAACAAUGAGUACGACGUUUGACAGUUAUUAUUGAUGACGUCACUCAGUAUUUCGAUAGAAAGUUUCCGUUUCGACGUUUCGUAAAAUGUAUCUUAUUUUUUGUCUGGUGUAUUUCGUCCGCGUGCAUUAUUUCACUUGGUAUUUCGGACUGUAAACUCCUGUUAAUGACUCUUGUGGAUAAUUUCAUUCAAGGUUGGUAAAGGUGAACAUUUCUUGUGGCCUAUUCUUUGUACAACAAUUGUCGGCCUUUUACGCAUUUGCGGCCUAAUAAUACAACUGACGUAAAGUCGACCUUGUGCGUACUUAUACUUAGGUACAGCAUAUAACGACUCAGCAUACGAUACCUCGCAUUGGUCGCAUACUGGCGGCUCAUGAACAAGAUGCAACGUAUUGCUGAACAUUGACGGAUUAUGAACAAUUUUCUUUAUUGUUUUCUACGAGUGACUUUCGUGUUGAUAUUUUGAUGUAUUCCUAAAAAGUUAAGUGUAAAGUAGGUUAGUUAAACCCAACAGCGGGCCCUGCACCCGCCAAUACUUUUGUGUAGUUAUAUAUAUAUCUCGAAUUACUAAUAUAUAUAUAUUAUGUAUAGAGUUUUAUAAGCAAUAGUCGUGAAUGAAUUGGAAAUGUGAUAUAUCGAUUUUGUACGCCAUUUUUUAUGAGCACGAGUAAAACUUAAAAUUGUUCUUCUUUCGUAUUAAUGAAAUAGACUGUUAUAUACUUAAAUGAAGUGUAAUGUUUUUAUUCAGAUUGGGGGGCCACGUCAUAUGCAACAAUAUAUUUUAUUUGCUGUAAAAAUCGGUUAUCAUUUUUUGACAAAUGGUAUUAUUCGUAGGAAUAGGAGUGGCUGCGUAUAUUCCUAUUUCUAUAGUAUUAAUUUAUUAGUGGCAAAAGUUAUGUAUUAACUUAACCUAAUUGUGAAUUUUACGACCUUUUACUGUUUUAGGGUUCCUUAGGUUUAAUCCGAACCUAUUUUAUGGCAGUAGGCCACAGUAAGAACGUUGAGGGAGUCAAUCACAAAUACCUAUUAUUAUAAGAUAUAUUUGAGUUAUGCGUACAAUCCUUUACAAGUUUACACUAUUAUCUUGGACGUUAAUUUAUGUGUUUAUCGAAGCAGUAUAGGCGUCGAAUGAUAUUUAAAAAAAACUAUUGUAUGUAUAAAAUUCUAGCCUUUUUAUAACUUAGCGGUUCUAAAAUUUUUGUUCAUUGAAGUUUUUAUUUAUUUCCUGAGGUAAGAGUUAAAUGAAAUAAAUUUCUUGAUUAAUUUA